Dendrobium catenatum is the source of this 746-nucleotide messenger RNA. Its product is annotated as cyclin-P4-1. NCBI's taxonomy places the organism in Eukaryota, Viridiplantae, Streptophyta, Magnoliopsida, Asparagales, Orchidaceae. Gene Ontology annotation, biological process: regulation of cyclin-dependent protein serine/threonine kinase activity. The transcript is spliced from 2 exons. The coding region runs from base 56 to 670 and encodes 204 amino acids. Gene Ontology annotation, molecular function: protein kinase binding. The record is from RefSeq and is a predicted model, not a curated record.
CUCCCCUGUUUUCCUUCUUCCCUGCUCCACAGCUAAAUCAAUCGGGCCAGCAACAAUGGCAGAAGCCUUCCUGAUAACCAAAGACCACAAUGGCUUCCCUCGCGUUAUCUCCAUUCUCUCCUCUCUCCUCGAGCGCGUUGCCAACUGGAACGAUGAUCUGACUGCCACCGGCCUUCAUCAUUACUCUCCAGCAAGCGCGAUUUCCGCCUUCUUCGGCCUUGAGAAACCAGAAAUCUCCAUCGCUUGCUAUCUGGAACGCAUAUUUCGUUUUGCUCAUUGCAGUACCUCCUGCUUUGUGGUUGCAUACAUCUACCUUGAUCGUUUCCUCCUUCUUCAUCCCUCAAUUUCUGUCGACUCUUUUAAUGUUCAUCGCUUCCUUAUCACUGCGGUUCUUACUGCUGUUAAGUUCAUAGAUGACAGAUGCUACAACAAUGCAUAUUUUGCUAAGGUGGGAGGGAUCAGUCUGGCUGAGAUGAACCACUUGGAGAUCGAUUUCUUAUUCGGUUUGCGAUUCGAUCUCAAUGUGACACCGAUCGUGUUCGGCUCUUACUGCUCAAUCCUUGAGAGAGAGAUGAAAAUGGCUAACCCUCACACUCCUUCCAGUGUGCAUUGCUUUGUUACAGAAGAUGAAACCAGUAGCAGCUGCAAGCAGAAGCAACUCAUUGUGUGAGAGCUGGGUCUUUUUUGUUCAUAGAUGAAUGCAGAUAGAAGACUUGUUUAGGUAUGAGAACAGUUGGGCAGGUGAA